CAGGACGAAAGAUGGCUGAGCGCGGAUACAGUUUUUCCCUGACUACAUUCAGUCCGUCUGGCAAACUUGUUCAAAUUGAGUAUGCUUUAGCAGCAGUCGCCGCUGGUGCGCCCUCUGUUGGAAUCAAAGCUACAAAUGGCGUUGUAUUGGCAACUGAAAAGAAACAGAAAUCAAUCUUGUAUGAUGAACAAAGUGCACAUAAAGUGGAGCCAAUUACCAAACACAUAGGCAUGGUAUACAGCGGCAUGGGACCUGAUUACAGAGUCCUUGUUCGGAGAGCACGGAAACUAGCCCAGCAGUAUUACCUUGUGUAUCAGGAACCCAUCCCAACAGCCCAGCUGGUACAGAGAGUGGCUUCUGUCAUGCAGGAAUAUACACAAUCUGGUGGUGUACGUCCCUUUGGAGUCUCAUUAUUAAUUGCAGGCUGGGAUGAAGGCCGACCAUAUUUAUUUCAAUCAGAUCCAUCUGGGGCAUAUUUUGCAUGGAAGGCAACAGCAAUGGGAAAAAACUAUGUAAAUGGAAAAACUUUCCUUGAAAAAAGAUACAACGAAGACUUGGAACUUGAAGAUGCAAUUCACACAGCAAUCUUAACGCUGAAGGAAAGUUUUGAAGGCCAAAUGACAGAAGACAAUAUUGAAGUUGGUAUUUGCAAUGAAGCUGGAUUUAAGAGGCUCACUCCUGCUGAAGUUAAAGAUUACUUGGCUGCUAUAGCAUAGGUGGCCUACCAACACUGGGCAUUUGGUUGAUGUAGUUAUUUUUCAGCCACUAAGGAUUCAAAAUGUUUCUUUGCAGAUUUUUUUGCAUACUUUCUUAUUUCUACCUGUCACAGAUCUUUUUAAAAUGACAUGGGUCUACUCAGAAUAAACAAUGUCAAUUAGA
Xenopus tropicalis (tropical clawed frog) is the source of this 879-nucleotide messenger RNA. RefSeq names its product proteasome subunit alpha 2 (gene psma2). Gene Ontology annotation, cellular component: nucleus; cytoplasm; proteasome core complex, alpha-subunit complex. Gene Ontology annotation, biological process: protein catabolic process; ubiquitin-dependent protein catabolic process. NCBI's taxonomy places the organism in Eukaryota, Metazoa, Chordata, Amphibia, Anura, Pipidae. The record is from RefSeq and is marked provisional.